Molecule: messenger RNA, 381 nt
Organism: Dermacentor andersoni
Lineage: Eukaryota; Metazoa; Arthropoda; Arachnida; Ixodida; Ixodidae
Source: RefSeq, a predicted model, not a curated record
CAUGAACUACGACGAGAGCAUUGCAUACAUUUCCAGGCUUCUGGAAGAAGCUGGACUUUCACCGAGCACAUUGGAGCUCCCAGUGUCCACGGCGUUCGACAAUCACAGCCUCGAACUAUUGGCCGAGAUAUAUGCCUCGAAGAGUCCGUUGACGGCGGUCGUGUCGGAUGACGAGAAGCAGCCGUUCCUGAUAGACCUGGCGAAGGAGACAGCGAAAAUGUACUCUCUGGACGUGGAUCGUUCUCGCUACCGGACUUAUAUCAUCAAGGCGUCGAAAACCAACAGUUGGAUCUCAAGCGGCCGUUCAUGAAACGGCAGAACGUCCUUCCUGUUUCAUCUAUACAGUGAGAUAAAUUGAAAAUAAAAGCGCAAGUCAAUCCG